This is a messenger RNA of Numida meleagris (helmeted guineafowl), 4719 nucleotides long. Its product is annotated as coagulation factor VII-like. The record is from RefSeq and is a predicted model, not a curated record. Gene Ontology annotation, cellular component: extracellular region. Gene Ontology annotation, biological process: blood coagulation; proteolysis. Gene Ontology annotation, molecular function: calcium ion binding; serine-type endopeptidase activity. Bases 2134 to 3471 code for a protein of 445 amino acids. The transcript is spliced from 7 exons. Lineage: Eukaryota; Metazoa; Chordata; Aves; Galliformes; Numididae.
CCAUGCACCUUGCAUGUUGCCCUGUUGGGGUCUGCAUGGAGGCUGAUACGUAUGCAAUGUAUCUGCAGUGCAAAGUUAAGUAUAAACCCUUAAAGAAAGCCAUACUAAAUGCACGCAGCCUGACUUGAUCUCAGCAGAACAACCCAGCUAACAUUCCUAUGAUGGACAAAUGUUUAUGAACAUCCUGUGAUAAAUGAGAUGCAUGCCACACAAUACUUUAACCCUUCAGAUAACUUUGAAAUACAUUGAAAAUGACCACCGCUUUGCUUGUCAUUCAGCAAACACCCUCCCAGCAGGCAGGAGGCAGCUCCCCUUCUUUGGGGGGUCCUGCAGUGCAGAACGUCCUGGGGAUCAGGCAGGGCAUAGACAUUGUCCUGAAUCCCCAAAUCUACCCACAGCUGGAGGGGAAAUAGUUACAAGCACUGAAACUGUAAGUUAUUGUCACUAAGCUCCAGGAUUCUCUGCUGACGUGGAGGGAAAAAAACAAUGCAAAAUAAACUAUUUCAGGACUUACACUGUGUAUUAUUACAUGGAGCAAAAGUACAUUGCAGAGUUCUUGUUCAUUAUCCCGUGAUGUGAUGUAUCCUGGCACUGAGGUCAGCAUGGUGACAGUGCCAUCAGCACAAGUCUAUGAGCUGGGAGCAGACGCAGCUCUAGGAAUUGAGUUCUGCUGACAUCUGCUGUUGAGCAUUUGUCCCCAGUGAUGUCUCAAAGGACAGCAGAGCCACACAGGGAGAAGGUCCCCGUGACUGCAGUCUGUGGGGCUGGCUGCAGCAGGGAGCCAAGCACAGGCUCCAGCAGGCGAUGCAGAGGACACUGUCCAGUCCUCCUGCAUACCUCAGUGUAGAUGUUUUACAGAAGGAAAUAGAGAAAGCUAUAUUAAAGCAGUAGUUCUGUAAUUGUGGCCAAGCAGUGGCAAGGAAAUCCCAUCUGCAGGUCCAAAGGGUACAAGAGGAGUACCCCAUGGGUCAGCACUGGCUCCAGUCCCGUUUAACACCUUCAUUAAUGAUCUGGACAACGGGGUAGAGUGCACCCUCAGUAAAUUUGCAGAUGGCACAAAACUGAGAGGAGUGGCUGAUUCACCGUAGGGUCAUGCUGACAUUCAGAGGAACCUCGAUAGGCUGGAGAGGUGGGCUGACAGGAACCAAAUGAGGAACAACCCCAGGCACCCAGCUGGAAAGCAGCUCUGCAGAAAAGGACCCAGGAGUCCUGGCGGACGCCAUGAUGAACAUGAGUCAGCAGCACGCCCUACUCAGCAUUGGUGAGGCCACAGCUGGAGCGCUGGGCUCAGUUCUGGCACCUCAGUACAAGAGAGACCUGGAUAUACUGGAGAGUGUCCAACAAAGGGCCAUGAGAAUGAUUUGGAACUGAAGCAUCUCUCCUACCAGGAGAGGCUGAGAGAUCUCGGACUGCUCAGCCUGGAGAAGAGGUGGCCCGGGGGGAUCUCAUCAAUAUCCAUACAUAGGCAAAGGGAGGGUGCACAGAUUACACAGUCAGGCUUUUUUCAAUGGUGCCCAGUGCCAGGACAAGAAGCCAUGGGCACAGCCUGUAACACAGAGGAUCCCUCAGAACAGCAGGAGCACUUCUGUGCUGUGUGGGGGAUGGAGCACUGCAUAGGCUGCCCAGAGGCUGUAGGGUCUCCUCCUUGGGGAUCUCCAGCAGCCGCCUGGCCAUGGCCAUGGGCACCCUGCUCUGGGUGGCCCUGCUGGAGAGGGAGUGGGCCAGAGGGACACAGAGGGCCCUGCCAGCCUCAGCCAGUCUGUGGUUCUGUGCAACUGUGAAAGAUUUUGAGAUAAAACCAUUGAGGAACAGAGCACUGGGGACUCAGGGCUGACUGACUGACCCAUCACCAAGUGGCUUACCAUAGCGAGUAUAGGAAAGUUGAGUGUUGCCAUGUACAUCAAUCAGUACUAGACAAAUCUAGAUAAAUGCUUUUCAGCUGCUAGAAUUUGAAGAAACUUCAUGAUGCAUGUAGAGACCUACUCUAUAAUGUGUGUUGAUGCUUUAGGAAUCACUGACAUACAAUACUGUGAUACUACGGCCUUUUCUCAUCAGCUUUGGGCUCUGUGGGAUCCAAGUGUUGUCACUUGACAUGCCAGGAAGCACACCAGAGGAAGGAGGCUCUGAAGGGCUAUGUGCAUUUUCCCAGCUUCUCAUAAACAGCUCAGGAAGCAGAAAAGCUUUCAGAGGAAAUCCUCUCCCCUGCCCUUUCUUUCUGGAGUGCACAGACAUAUGAACAACUUAACAUGCCACUGUUUUACAGUCUUUUUAAGGAAGGAAGAGGCAAACAGCAUUUUUCAAAGGCACCGAAGAGCCAAUAGCUUCUUUGAAGAGCUAAAGCUGGGGUCACUAGAGCGAGAAUGCAUGGAAGAAAAGUGUUCAUUUGAGGAAGCAAGAGAGAUCUACCGUGAUGAUGAGAGGACAAAAGAGUUCUGGCACAUCUAUUCCGACCCCAACCAGUGUGACUCCAACCCCUGUCAGAACGGAGGGAGCUGCGAUGACCAGUUUCAGGAUUACGUCUGCCGCUGUCCCCUGGAGUAUGAGGGCAAAAGCUGUGAAACAGCUGUGGCCGAAAACCUGAAGUGCAUUUACGACAACGGCGGCUGUGAGCAGUACUGUGCUGAUGAGCAGUCUGAAAAACGAGUGUGCUUCUGUGCAGAGGGCUACACUUUAGCGAGCGAUGGCGUGUCCUGCACUCCCCAAGUGAAAUACCCUUGUGGAAAAAUACCAGUGUUGGCAAAAAAGAAUGCGACUGCUGAGGGGAGAAUAGUAGGUGGCAUCACCUGUCCUCCAGGUGAAUGUCCAUGGCAAGCCCUUAUAAUACAGGAUCAGAAAGGGAAGUGUGGUGGUAGUCUGCUCUCGCCAGAGUGGGUAGUGACUGCAGCUCAUUGCCUGGACUACGCUCAUUCCAAACAGUUCCGAGUGAGGCUGGGUGAAUACUCAAUAAAAGUUAAUGAGAAAACUGAGCAAGAAAGUGGAGUCAGCGAGAUCAUCAGACAUGAAAAAUACACUCCUGGACAAGUCAAUCAUGACAUUGCCCUCCUGAGGCUGGAAACACCCAUGAACCUCACUGAUUUCGUGGUGCCGAUAUGUUUGCCUGAAAAACGGUUUGCAGCGUACGAGCUGUCCUCCAUUAAGUUCUCAACGGUGAGUGGAUGGGGACGGUUGCUAGAUGGAGGGGCUACUUCUGCCUUUCUGAUGCGAGUUGAUUUGCCACGUGUAAAGACACAAGAAUGUGAAAAGCAGGCCAAUUUAAACAUCACGGAGAAUAUGUUCUGUGCUGGAGACCUGACCGGCAAAAAAGACUCCUGCAAGGGAGACAGUGGUGGACCUCACGCUACGAAGUACAAGAACACCUGGUUUCUGACUGGGAUUGUCAGCUGGGGAAAGGGUUGUGCUGUUGAAGGCAGCUAUGGGGUUUACACAAGGGUUUCCAAAUACAUCGACUGGUUGAAGAGGCACAUGGCCUGACAACAGUGAACCAGAGCAUUUCCAUUCCUUCAUCCCUCUGUGUCAUUUUCCUACUGAAGCAUUCCUCCAUUAACUUAGAUAUGUGGUAAAUGUGACGUUAUUCACAAUUUUAAAUGAGCCUAAUGCCUGCCUGAAUACAUAAAAUAACUUUGAUAUUGUUGUAAAUUCGAAUGUCCUGUCAAAAGGCCACAGAAAGGCCCUAUCAAACCAGACUCAGAGUCCCUUUCAUUCUUCACCCAUUUUCUGGUAACAGAAAAGCUCGGUGCUGAGAAACACUGUCAGUAAUGCAUUGAGUACACUGUGAUCCUUCCUUGUACUUGUAUCGUGGCUGCUGGUAAUCAAUGAUGCACAGACUUCCUGAGCAAGCAGUUGCACGAGUCUGAAUGGUCAUGAAUGAACCCAUUUGCCAGAUAUGUGUGCAAUCUCUUUCAAACACAUUUACACUCUGGGCUUUCACAAUUUCCUGUGCUGAUAGGUCCUGCAAUAUAAUGAAGCAACAGCAGGAGAAAGAGAAAUGGCGUUUCUUCUAGCUUAUGGUGAAGGAACUUUCUCUUUCAGUCCCAGCAGGUGGAUCUGAGAGGGAGGAAUUGUAGAGCAUCCUCAGGACAAGAAAGCCGGGAGAAAGGUUAAUUCCACAUUUACGGGUCCACUAUGAAAACUUGAUUUUAGACUUCUUGCACUAAAUAUUACUGCAGUAAGGCUAUUAACAAUACACUUAUGACUGAUGAAGAAUACCACAGAUUUAAUCCUAUAUUUGCCUUUCCGUAAAACUUACAAUUUGGAUUCGUUCAAAUCAUGCUGAAUAUCAAUUUAAUCACAAAGGCGUAUCAGCAAGUAGGAUACUUACUGUUGACUGUGGUCUACUACUGGGAGAGAACGCUGGCAUUACACGGUACAUGUGAUACCAAACAUCCCAUAAUCUGCAUUACUGACAUAGAGGAAUGGGGGGUUACUCUUUUAAAAACUGAAAUGGGAAAAGCUGCAGAUUACAGAGACCUGGGAAACAAGGUCUUACAGUAUGAAAGCACACCUCACAGGUUCUGGUUAUACCUAAAGAAAUAACAAGAUAUAACAAGACUAGACCCAUCGUGGGUGAGAGAAAAUAAAAAAGGAAAGCAUUUACGCCAGCAGAAGCAGCAUGCAAAACAAAUAAUUAAAAAAAAAAAAAAAAAAACAGGAAAAUUUCCAGGGAGAAAGGUGACUGGGGGCAGCAGCCAGCAAAUGAAGUCUCAUUUUCACCAAGAGGCA